AUGUCCUCCAUCACCCUCUCAGACCUCGAAUUCAUAGACCGCGAAACCCUCGCAUCCACUUUUACUACUCCUUCCACCACCGAAGCCACAGACGCACAACCCAAACGGAGUCUCCCCGCCUCCACAGCCAUCAUCGACGUGCGCGAUAGCGACCACAUCGGCGGCCACAUCCGAGGCUCCACUUGGGUUCCCUCGAGCGAUCUCGACUUCAAACUCCCCGAGCUACUGCGUACGCUGCAGGACAAGGAGACUGUGGUUUUCCAUUGUGCGUUGAGUCAGCAGCGGGGACCUAGUGCUGCGUUGAGGUAUUUGAGGGAGAAGGAGCGGGUGCAAGGGAGUGGGGGUGCAGAGGGAAAUGGGAAGGAAGAGGGAGGGAAGAAGCAGAAAGUAGUGGUGCUUAAAGGUGGAUUUACAGAGUGGCAGGAGAAAUAUGGGACGGAUGAGGAGUUGACGGAGGGGUAUAAAAAGGAUGUUUGGGAGUUUGGGUCGUAA
This is a messenger RNA of Bipolaris oryzae ATCC 44560, 492 nucleotides long. RefSeq lists its product as uncharacterized. The transcript has 2 exons. Bases 1 to 492 code for a protein of 163 amino acids. Gene Ontology annotation, molecular function: protein tyrosine phosphatase activity. The record is from RefSeq and is a predicted model, not a curated record. Gene Ontology annotation, cellular component: nucleus; cytoplasm. Lineage: Eukaryota; Fungi; Ascomycota; Dothideomycetes; Pleosporales; Pleosporaceae.